GACAGAAAUUUCUACACACGUAAUGCAAAAUUCUCUCUAAACCUAAAGUGGAGAUUAUAUCUAGUCGCAUGAUGACGCGUGACCGUUGAUAAAUCAGUUUUAUUUUGCCGCUCACGCGUUGGAGAAAUGGCAGCACAGGGAGCAGCUGGUUCUGUGUUCAUGUGUCGGCUGUGCAACCUCUUCUCUCCCAGUCGCCCUCUGCUCCUGGUCCAUUGCUCCCAGGAGCAUCCCCAGCAGGAACCUCCUGGUGAUGUCAUCAUUGCGCUGCAGCCCCUGGCAUCCGAGCCUGUGGAGACUUAUAUACACAGUCCAUUGGAGACACCGACAGAGGGCCCAGUGAAGCGAAAGCGAGGGCGACCAAAAGGCUCCACGAAGAAGUCCAAGACCGACUCCACCCAUUCUCCGGCGGAUAAUUCUCAUGGACAGGAGGAGGAGAAUAAGAAGCAGGGAGACCCACAAAGUGGCUCAAUAGAAGGUGAAAGCUAUACUAGGAUUUUGGAACUUAAUUGUAAAAAAUGCCAUCGCUCCUUCAGCAACAGACGACAGAUCCUCAAACACAUAUGUCUGAGAGAAGACGAGGGGGACGACGAAGAGGAGAUUGGGGGAAACUUUGUCGGAGAAGAUGUUGAGGAUUCUGGAUCUUUGGACCCUGCGGAAGCUGCUCCAAUCAAGAAGAAGCGAAACACAGAGAUGCCAGUAAAAGCCAUUGGCAGAUUCAGUUCCCAGACAAAUGCCCGAAGCCAAAUAUCCAAAGAAGGAGACGCAGCAACAGAAAACAAGAAAUCAGUCAUCAGCGUUGUUCUGAAAGAAGAUCAGACACUUCCAGGUGUUUUUAAAAUGGUUCCAGUAGAGAACAGUUCAGGGGAUACAGAGUCUGCUCUCGACGAGACUCAGCCUCAGGUCACCCAGCUGUCUGCAGUCGUCCAGAGUCCAUCACAAGACCUUUCAAGCGAAGCCACCAUCUCGGGCUAUAACUCUGAAACGGACCAAGACCCGAGCUCCAACCCAACCUUCACAACAACAACAACAACAGAAGCAGCAGCCAGCAGAGGCUUCCAGGAAUAUUCUAUCAAGCAAAACAAUACCAAUUUACCUCAGAGCCAGCUGAAGAUCUUCACCUGUGAGCUCUGUAAAAAGAUCUUUAAGUUCAGACACUCGCUGGUCGCUCACCUCAGGACGCACACGCAGGAGAAACCCUUCCAGUGUCCACACUGUGACUACGCAUCCGCCAUCAAAGCCAACCUAAACGUUCACCUGAGGAAACACACAGGACAGAAGUUCAGCUGUGAGCACUGUUCUUUCACCUGCCUCAGCCCAGGACACCUCAAGGUCCACGUAGAGCGAGUCCACAUGAAGGUGAAGCAGCACUGCAGCUUCUGUGCGAAAAAAUACUCCGAUGUCAAGAACUUGCUGAAACACAUGGAGAAACAUCAUAACCUCAAAGACCCUAAGGUCCACCAGAGCUACCAGGAACUGAGUUUAAAGACUCGUCAGGGCCUAAGACAGCUCCUGUACCACUGUCCCACUUGUAAACGACGCUUCAAGAACCAGCUCGAGCGGGAGCGUCACCGGUUGGUCCACGGGCCUCUGCGUCCCUUCGCCUGCCUGCUCUGUGACCAUGCAGCAACCAAGCUGGACGCCCUCGCCGUUCAUGUCAAGAAGCACCUCUUCCUGUACAUGUGCUCUGUGUGUGACGGGAAGUUUGUCAGCUGUCAGAGACUAAAGAGUCACCUGAAAGAGUCUCACGCCGGCCUGGACCAGGAGCAGGCCUUCAGCGACUGUAUCGAUAACAGCUACUUUCUGAAACAGCCCGGGGGAGAGGCGAGGGGGGACGGGGAGAGGGAGGACACGGAAGGAGGGGGACAGGAAAAGCCCAGGACAGAGCAGGAUGGUGAAGAUGAGAGGAUGAGGGAGGAGGGUGGAAGUAAUGGUGUCGGAGGGGAGGAGUUGCCUGUCGGUGAAGCAGAGAUACUGGAAACUGUCGCAAGGGUAGAGAGGGAGAAUGAGGUGGAAGAAGCUAUAGCUCAGGGUGAAGGUUUUGAAGAUUUGCAGGUCAAAGAAGAAGAAACACAAAAAUUGAUUUCUAUAGAAACUUCAACUCCCACUGACAUACAGGACCAAACCACAGCUGGGGAAGCAGCACAGGCCAACUCAGAAGACCCAUGCACCCCUGCAGCCGAGAAUAUUGACAGUCACGAACACAACACAAAAACUUGUCCAUCACCGGAGAGCAAUCACAGCUCUCACAUGGAGGAGAGGACUCAAGAAAACACACAUGCAGCCAAAAACACAGACACACCUUCUUCAUCAGGAAACUCAGAGUUACCUGAUUUAAGAGUAAACACACCUUCGUCACCGGUUCCUCCAGCGGCAGAGGAUCAAACUCCACAUUCAGAGAAGAGUGCAUUCCAGCAGGUGUUUUCAUCUCUUCAGAAGACUCACCUCAACAUGGAUACUUUCCAGCAGCUCAGGAGACUUUACGGAGACUUAGAAUGCCAGUACUGUGGUAAACUGUUCUGGUACAAAGUCCAAUAUAACAUCCAUGUGCGCACCCACACCAAGGAGCACCUGCAUUACUGUACAAAGUGUAGCUACUCGUCCAUCACUAAAAGCUCUUUAAAGCGGCACCAGAUACAGAAGCACAGCGGGUUGCUGCUGCCUUGUUCCAAUGCCGGCUGUAAAUACACCACACCUGACAAAUACAAACUACAAGCCCAUCUGAGGACGCACCAGGAACAGGGGAAGAGUGUGGCCUGUCCCGUCUGCCAGCAAAGCUUUGCAGAGCACAAGCUAAAAAAGCACAUGAAAACAUCCCACCCUGAUGGGCGGCCUGUGCGGGGAAAAGGAUUGAUUGCGCAGCGUGCGAAGAAGUGCCCGUACUGUGACUCCUACUUCCUGAGGAAGAGCAGAGAGUUUAAGCAGCACAUCUGGGCCCACGAAGGUCUGAAGCCGUUCCUCUGCAGCUUGUGUGACUACACAGGUCGCAGCAAGAGCAACCUCAAGUCUCAUAUGAAUCGACACAACACUGAGAAACCUCAUCUAUGUGAUCUGUGCGGUAAAAAGUUCAAAUCGAAAGUCACACUGAAAUGCCACAGACAGAGCCACACAAAAGAAGGGAAGCGGUUUCAAUGUUCGGAGUGUGACUUUACCGCGGUCUCUAAACCUUCCCUGCUCAGACAUAAGGAGCAACACGCUCAAUUUAAGCCAUUCCGUUGUGCCCACUGCCGCUACUCCUGUAACCUCACUGGUCCUCUGAAGAGACACUACAGCUUGAAACACCCAGAUCAGAAAUAUGAGAAUGCCGGAACCGGGCUGCCCAGCGCUGAUGCUCUGAAACAGCAAGGUGGAAAGAAGUGUCCGGAUUGUGACUUUGUUUACGGCACCAAGUGGGAGCUGAAUCGCCACAUGAAGAACAAACACAUCCAGAAAGUGGAAACCUGGGAGACUGGUGAGACAAUCGAGGCCCAUUAUGUGACUGAAGAGCUGCUGACAGAAGAACCUGUAGCAGUGCUGCACGAUAACGUUGAAAUCCAGGAGAUCACUGAGUUCAGUUCAGAGGCUCAUGAUGCUGUCACCUCCAUGGUCGCCAUGGCUCCAGGCACUGUUACCGUUGUACAGCAGGUGGGUGACGAACAGGAAAUUGAUAACUGCGGCGAGCAGCUGAUGGUGGUGAACGAAGACGGGGACUUAACCGGUGACCAGGUGAUGGUGGUGGAGGAUGAACACGGCCUGGAGGCUCUGACCGUCCUCACUCAGGGAGAAAACACUCACCACUAUAUCGUCUAUGUUCAGGAACACACUGUAGAAAUCAACUAGCAAUGCUAGAAUUUUGACAUAAGAUUAUUGACCUAUCCACACUGAGUGGCUCACUGAUUAUAGAUCAGUUAACGAAUGUAAAUGACCUCAAAUGUACAAAAUAAACAAUA
Limanda limanda (common dab) is the source of this 3926-nucleotide messenger RNA. RefSeq names its product zinc finger protein ZFAT-like. Gene Ontology annotation, biological process: regulation of gene expression. The transcript is spliced from 24 exons. The record is from RefSeq and is a predicted model, not a curated record. Gene Ontology annotation, cellular component: nucleus. Bases 127 to 3816 code for a protein of 1229 amino acids. NCBI's taxonomy places the organism in Eukaryota, Metazoa, Chordata, Actinopteri, Pleuronectiformes, Pleuronectidae.